AUGGAGAAGGAAAAGUUGUCAAGGAAACAUUACAAAAACCCUUCAUUUUCAUCCUCACUUCUUGAUGAAAUUUACCGUUCAAUUGAUGGUUAUGACCAAAGAAAGGAAGUUUCAAAGUUACCAAAAGAAACCAAAAAAUACAGCAACAGAAGCAAUGAAAUAGCUAAAGCAAAAGCCAACAACAACAACAAGAGUAUAGAAGAUGAAGAAAUUGCAAGUUUUAGAAGGGCAUGUUUGAUUGAAAAAUGGAUGGAGAAAAAAGUGAAAGACAAAAUUUUGAUGACAAAAAAAGGACCUUCACUUCCUGAUUUAUUAGAUAAUGAUCCACUCUUUUUCAGUUCAACAAGUUCUUCUGAAUCCAAUUCUGGUACUCUCUCUACAACUUCCUCUGAAGCUGACUGUUUUUACUCUGAAAAAUUCUCAAGAAAUACUACUUCUACUACUUGUUUUGCUGCGCCAAAGAGUAAAAAAUCAGUGAGAAGAGCCAGUGUUUCACCACGUUUAGAACGUAGGUGUCAAAAUCCACUGUACACUACUGAACAAAGUCAUGAGAUUUAUUUAUUUGACGACUAUCACAGUCAAAAAACAGAGGAAAAUGAGGAGAGUUUGAUUAAGUCUAAAUCAAGGGCUUUGAAAAUCUACAACAAUUUGAAGAAAGUGAAACAGCCCAUUUCCCCUGGUGGUCGUCUUACUAAUUUUCUCAGUUCCAUUUUCAAUAAUGGGAAUGGGAAAAAAUCCAAGAAUCUUGCUAAUAUUGAGAGGAAUGCAAAAUCUGCUCGAGCAGCUUCAUCAACUUGUUCUUCAGCUUCAUCAUUUUCAAGAUCCUGUUUGAGUUCUAAAACCACAUCAAAUUUAACGCAAAAAUUCCAAAAUGGUGUAAAAAGGACAGUGAGAUUUAACCCAGUUAGUGUAAUUGUUGAUGAAGAUUGUCGUCCUUGUGGUCAUAAAUGCAUAUAUGACCAAGAAUCUGAUAAUUUUCAAAAGCUCAAAUCCCAAGGAAAUGCAGCAAUAAUUGAGAAGAACAGGAAAUUUGAAGUGACAAAAGUUGAUUCCUUGAAAAGUUAUCAACAUAUUAAGAAGAAGAAUGAUUACAUUGUUGAUUAUACAGAGGAAGAAGAUUUUGAAGAAGAAGAUGAAGAUGCAGCAAGUGAUUCAAGUUCAGAUUUGUUUGAAAUUGAUCAUUUAGCAUUUUUUGGUAACAAUAGGUUUUGUGAAGAGCUUCCUGUGUAUGAAACUACUCAUCUUGAUACCAAUAGAGGAAUUGCAAAUCGUUUCAUUCGUUAA
Molecule: messenger RNA, 1284 nt
Organism: Nicotiana tabacum (common tobacco)
Lineage: Eukaryota; Viridiplantae; Streptophyta; Magnoliopsida; Solanales; Solanaceae
Product: protein BIG GRAIN 1-like B
Biological process (GO): auxin-activated signaling pathway
Source: RefSeq, a predicted model, not a curated record